Molecule: messenger RNA, 1149 nt
Organism: Penicillium mononematosum
Lineage: Eukaryota; Fungi; Ascomycota; Eurotiomycetes; Eurotiales; Aspergillaceae
Exons: 1
Coding region: 1-1149 (382 amino acids)
Molecular function (GO): sarcosine oxidase activity; flavin adenine dinucleotide binding
Source: RefSeq, a predicted model, not a curated record
AUGGAACACUUUGACGUUGCAGUUGUUGGACUUGGAGUGCUGGGAAGCGCGGCUGCAUAUCAAGCCGCUCUAAGAGGCAAGAAAGUGGUUGCUUUCGAGCAGUUCGAGCUGGGCCAUGUGCACGGAGCCUCUCAUGAUACAUCACGGAUUGUCAGAACAGCAAACGCAGCACCCCAAUACGUAUCUCUGGCCAAAUCAGCCUACAAAGACUGGGCCGACCUGGAAAAGGCUACAGACCAAAAGUUGUUAACGAUAACUGGUGGUGUUAUGUUUUUCCCUAAGGGUGCAUCCCCUCCACGCGUUGACUUUACUACAAGCCUUGAUGCCAAAAAUGUGCCAUAUGAGGUUCUUGAUUCUAAGGAAGUCAACAAACGUUGGCCCCAGUUCAACAUCCCAGACACGGUCGAGACGUUAUAUACGGCCGACACCGGUAUCGCUCAUGCGACCAAGACUGUCCUAGCUAUGCAAAGUCUAGCGAGGACAAAUGGUGCAAUUUUGAAGGAGCACACGCGAGUGGACCGAUUGACGCCGAAGAAAUCAGGCUCGGGCGUCAUGAUCGAAACAUCCAAGGGACAGUUCCACGCAGCCAAAAUCAUCCUCGCCACAGACGCGUGGACCAACAAGAUCCUCGCUCCGCUUGGCAUACACAUUCCAUUGACAGUGAUGCAGGAGCAAGUGACAUACUUCAAGCCGACAUACGAAUCAGUCUGGGAACCCGGCCGUUUUCCCGUAUGGAUCUAUGCCGGUGAUCCCUGCUUUUAUGGGUUUCCAUCUUUUGGCGAGUCGACUAUCAAAGUUGCCCGCGAUACCUCAAACAAUUUCAUGACACCUGAGCAACGGACCUACGUACACUCGCCGCAGUUGCUGGAGCAGCUUUGUUCGUUCAUGGGCGAUUUCAUGCCCGACAAGGGCCGUCAGCCGCUUCGUACUAUCACUUGUCAAUACUCUAUUACUCCAGAUCGACAGUUCAUUAUCAGCCCAUUGAAAAACAACGAAGAUAUUAUUGUUGGUCUGGGGGCUGCUCAUGCGUUCAAAUUUGCGCCGGCGUUUGGUCGUGCCCUUGCGGAGUUGGCAAUUGAUGGGAAGAGUACGGAGGAUCUUUCGAAAUUUGGGAUUCCGAAUAAUGCUACUUCUACUAGCAAACUUUAG